CAUAUGCAAAGCUAGAAUUACGAACCAUCCACAAUUUCUUAAGAUCUAGUUGGAGAUGGUCAUGAGGGGUGCUACCCUUUACGGUAAUUACCUACCCCUAUCACGCCCAGGGUGAUGUAAUAGCAAGCUCUUACAUAAAGGCACGAGUGACGCAAGCAGAAACUCUUAGAUGAAGAACAUUUCAAGUCAAUCAUCAACUUACCCAUUGCUGAAAAUCUUGAGAAACACCAAAAUAUUUAGAUAGUCUCAUAUCUGUAUACUCAAAAGCUUCAAGCAUGGCAUCCGAGAACAAAUACCCGGACCUGACAGGGUUCAAAGCUCUAAGCUUUGACUGCUACGGCACAAUCAUCGACUGGGAAACGGGCUACCUGAGCACCGUACGGCUCCUCACCGCACAACUACCCGACUCACACCCUCUCAAAACAGAGCCACCCCUAGAAGCCAUGCGGCGCCUCAACGAAGUCACCAACGCCUUCGAGCACGCGCAGCCCACACUACCCUACAACGAAAUCCUCGCCGAAUCCAUAACCGCCUUCGCGCGCGACGACCUCCAACUCCCCGGUCUAUCCGACAGCAUCGCCGAGCCCUUCGGCAACUCCCCCGGGACCUGGAUCGCGUUUCCAGAUAGCAUCGCCGCGCUACAAAAACUCAGAAAGUACUAUAAACUCGCGAUCUUGUCCAACGUGGAUAACCGAAACAUCCAGGCGACGGUAGAGCAACGGCUCACACCUGCGCGUUUCGAUGCCGUGUACACGGCGCAGGAUAUCGGGUCGUAUAAGCCGUCGCAUCGGAAUUUUGAGUAUUUGUUUGAGCACUUGAGGUCGGAUUUGGGUGUGGAUAGGGAUAAGAAUGAGUUGCUGCAUGUAGCGCGUAGUUUGACCGCGGAUCAUGUCCCGGCGAAGGAGAUUGGGCUGCCGAGUGUGUGGAUCUCGAGGGGUGGGGAUACGGCGAAGGGGAGGGGUGUUGGAGGGGACUAUGAGAAAUUGAAGGAUAAAGUCGCGUUUGGGUGGCGGUUUGAUACGUUAGGGGAUUUUGCGGAUGAGGUUGAAAGGCAAUUUGCUGCGAAGUCGGGGUCUUGAAAAGCGUGAGGGAAGGGUAUGUUGAAAAUUGAGGAUAUAAAAAAUUUAUGCGUCGGAACAAUUCCGAUGUAAGAGA
Molecule: messenger RNA, 1155 nt
Organism: Hypoxylon trugodes
Lineage: Eukaryota; Fungi; Ascomycota; Sordariomycetes; Xylariales; Hypoxylaceae
Product: haloacid dehalogenase
Exons: 3
Coding region: 276-1079 (267 amino acids)
Source: RefSeq, a predicted model, not a curated record